AUGUGGGGGAAGGGAAAGAAGCGUUUCGGCGGCGGCGGCGAGCCGGCGGCCAAGCGCCAGGCCGCCGGGGACGACGGACCCUCCGAACCCGCCGAAGACGGUACGGUCGUAGCCGAGAUAUCUAAGAACAAGAAGGUGUCCGUUAGGAGCUGGAAAGGCAGGGUCUACGUCGACCUCCGCGAAUUCUACGUCAAGGACGGCAAGACUCUCCCCACCCGCAAAGGUAUAUCACUCCAGUUAGAUCAGUGGAAGAUAUUGAGGGACAAUAUCAAAGCCAUAGAUGAGGCCAUCAAGGAGAACACAUGA
Miscanthus lutarioriparius is the source of this 306-nucleotide messenger RNA. The record is from the annotation of a GenBank genome assembly. NCBI's taxonomy places the organism in Eukaryota, Viridiplantae, Streptophyta, Magnoliopsida, Poales, Poaceae.